CCCCUCAUAUCUCUGGACAAAACUUUCUCUGUGAAAAGGAAUAAUCUUGGACAUUUCUCAAAAAGAGAGCAUGAAGAUCACUUUUGACAGCUCCAGUGUGCCAGACGCUCUCCUUUGGAUUCCUCACUUUUGCGCAACAGGCUCUGCAAGAUAAAUUUAACAGGUUAACUCCGAUCAAUGCUGGAGGAAGAAGCAUGCUGCCCCCGUUUCGUUUUUUUGGCAUCGAGCAGGAGAUCAACCCAUGGGAUGUAGUGGAUGCAGAGUUAGGUUCAACUUCGGCAAGGUGCUCUCCAAAGUCUCCGUGUUCUUUACCAUGGUCCUGAUCUUCACCUACUUCUUCUACUGCCUCACUGGAUUCUGCGAUUCCGCUCCGAGGACUUUAUACACCCAGCAAGGUUUGGACUAUGACAUUUUGGACGAUAAUCGCCGCGUCCUGGACGACCUGCGACCUCCGGCGCGUCUCCUCCCCGACGCACCCUCGCUUCGGAACCAGACAGCAGCAUCCGUGGACGCAGAACAGGUGGACGCGCCCGGGCAGCUGCCUAUUCUUAACGCCGAGGAGAGCGCCCAGAUCAGCGGCAUCCCUGUGUCCAACACUUUUGGGACCAAAAGGUUUCCGCAGGCGAUUAUAAUCGGCGUGAAGAAAGGAGGGACCCGCGCUCUGCUGGAGUUUCUCCGCAUCCACCCGGACGUGAGAGCGGUGGGAGCAGAGCCUCACUUCUUCGAUAGAUUUUAUGACAGAGGACUGGAGUGGUACAGGACCCUGAUGCCUCGGACACUUGAUGGCCAAAUAACCAUGGAGAAGACCCCCAGCUACUUCGUCACAAAGGAGGCUCCGGGCCGUGUCUGCACCAUGAACUGCCAAACCAAGCUCAUUGUGGUGGUCAGGGACCCUGUGACAAGGGCUGUAUCUGACUACACUCAGACUCUGUCCAAAAACCCGGGUCUUCCAUCUUUUCAAAACCUGGCUUUGAAAAACUCCUCCACAGGUCUGAUUGACACCACGUGGAGCGCUGUUCGUAUCGGCCUCUAUGCCAAGCACCUGGAGAACUGGCUCCAGCACUUCCCCUUGUCUCAUUUUCUGUUUGUCAGCGGUGAGCGGCUUGUGUCUGAUCCGGCUGGGGAGAUGGGUCGUGUGCAGGAUUUCUUGGGCCUGAAACGGGUUGUUUCAGACAAACACUUCUACUUCAACCAGACCAAAGGCUUCCCCUGCUUGAAGAAGCCUGAGGGGAGCAGCAGGCCUCGCUGUCUUGGAAAGUCUAAAGGCAGACCCCAUCCUCAGAUUCCCUCUGAGGUCCUGCAGAGACUCAGAGACUUUUACAGGCCCUUUAACCACCACUUUUACCAGAUGAGCGGACAAGACUUUGGCUGGGACUGACAGAGAUUAGCCCAGAUAAAAGCCAGGAUCUGAGUCUGUUCUGUCUUCUGGAGAAAUUGACGUUAUGAUGCUCCAUGAGGCGAAUUCUCUCAGGGACAGGGUAGAGGAAUAUUGAGUCCAGAGGCUUUAUUUGUCUUUUUGGACACCAGCUGACAUGCGACACCUGAGCUGUCACUUUUUGUUGUGGAAGAGACGCCAACGUGGACUCAGAGCUGCCAAUAUAUGAAAAGUUAAUGGCUUAAUUAUUAGACGAUUAAACCAUUUUCUGGCUUGUAUGUCAAUGUUUGAAUUGAGCUGUAAACAAAAACCAAAGGGAGAGCAAAAACCUUCAGAUUUAAUUUUGACUUCUUUCUGUUUUUAUGAAAUAAGCU
Messenger RNA from Notolabrus celidotus (New Zealand spotty), 1749 nucleotides. RefSeq names its product heparan sulfate glucosamine 3-O-sulfotransferase 6-like. The record is from RefSeq and is a predicted model, not a curated record. Gene Ontology annotation, molecular function: [heparan sulfate]-glucosamine 3-sulfotransferase activity. The transcript is spliced from 2 exons. Lineage: Eukaryota; Metazoa; Chordata; Actinopteri; Labriformes; Labridae. Bases 242 to 1378 code for a protein of 378 amino acids.